GACUAACCCACUAAAAAAAAUCACAAAAUUGAACUAUAAACUACGAGGAGAGGGAGAUCUUGGGACGCCAUUAAAAAUUCCCUCUUAAAAAAAAAGAAGGAAAACUUUUUACUUCACCGCGCGAGGAAAAUCUCAAGGUGAAACAUGGCAAAAACAAGAAUCGGGCUCGCUGGUCUUGCCGUCAUGGGCCAAAAUCUCGCCCUAAACAUCGCCGAGAAAGGAUUUCCCAUAUCUGUCUACAACCGAACCACCUCAAAAGUUGAUGAGACAGUAGAACGAGCCAAGCUCGAAGGGAACCUUCCUCUCUACGGUUUCCAUGAUCCUGAAUCUUUUGUCAACUCAAUCCAAAAGCCACGUGUCAUCAUCAUGCUCGUAAAAGCCGGUGCACCUGUGGACCAAACAAUCGCAACACUCUCAGCCUACAUGGAAAAGGGCGACUGUAUAAUUGAUGGGGGCAAUGAGUGGUAUGAGAACACUGAAAGAAGAGAGAAGGCCAUGGCUGAGCUUGGCCUUCUUUAUCUUGGAAUGGGAGUCUCUGGAGGAGAGGAGGGAGCUCGUCAUGGACCUUCAAUGAUGCCAGGGGGAUCAUUCGAAGCUUACAAGUACAUUGAAGACAUUCUUCUCAAAGUUGCUGCUCAAGUUCCGGACUCUGGUCCUUGUGUCACUUAUAUAGGCAAAGGAGGCUCAGGCAAUUUUGUGAAAAUGGUUCAUAACGGAAUUGAGUAUGGAGACAUGCAGCUGAUUGCUGAAGCUUAUGAUGUACUGAAAUCCGUCGGAAAGCUUUCUAAUGACGAGUUGCAACAGGUUUUCUCUGAGUGGAAUAAAGGGGAACUCCUUAGCUUCUUGAUUGAGAUCACAGCUGACAUUUUUGGGAUCAAAGAUGAUAAGGGAGACGGUUAUUUGGUGGACAAAGUCCUGGACAAGACGGGGAUGAAAGGCACUGGCAAAUGGACUGUUCAACAAGCAGCAGACUUGUCCAUUGCUGCUCCAACAAUUGCAGCAUCUUUGGAUUCGAGAUUCCUUAGCGGGCUUAAAGAAGAAAGAGUUCAAGCUGCAAAUGUUUUCAAAUCGGGUGGUGUCAGUGACAUCUUGAGUAGUGAGCCAGUGGACAAGGCAAAGUUGAUAGAUGAUGUAAGGCAAGCUCUUUACGCUGCAAAAAUCUGCAGCUAUGCGCAAGGCAUGAAUUUGAUUAGAGCCAAAAGCUUAGAGAAAGGAUGGGAUCUCAAAUUAGGUGAGCUCGCAAGAAUAUGGAAGGGUGGGUGCAUUAUAAGAGCGAUUUUCUUGGAUCGAAUCAAGAAAGCAUAUGAUAGGAAUGCUGAGCUUCCGAAUCUUCUUGUGGACCCAGAGUUUGCAAAGGAAAUAAUGGAUCGGCAAGCAGCUUGGCGUAGAGUUAUCUGUCUUGCUAUUAAUGCGGGUAUUUGUACUCCUGGGAUGUCUGCAAGUUUGGCUUAUUUUGAUACUUACAGAAGGGAGAGAGUGCCCGCGAAUUUGGUUCAGGCUCAGAGGGACUACUUUGGUGCUCAUACUUAUGAGAGGGUUGAUAUGCCUGGUUCAUAUCAUACUGAGUGGUUCAAGAUUGCUAAGCAGUCUUAAGAUUUAAGGUGACUUAUAGUGCAUUAUAUUCAUGUUGGGACAUAAUAUAGGGGAAUGCUUGUACUGGUAUCCUUUGAUGGAAUAAAUGUUGUCCCUGGUUAGGUUAUGAGAUCAGAUAAACCUUUUCUGCUGUGUGUACUUGGAACUCAUGUUGUUUAUUUUAAUUUGGUUUAGAUUUUAUUGAUUAUGCACUUCAAAAUUGUCUGAAAUUGAGGAAGUUGGAAAACUUCGUCUAGUUUACGGAAAUAUAUGUAUGGAGUCCCAUUGUUUGGAAUAAAAUAUGCCUGCUUGAAUAUCA
Asparagus officinalis (garden asparagus) is the source of this 1891-nucleotide messenger RNA. RefSeq names its product 6-phosphogluconate dehydrogenase, decarboxylating 1. Gene Ontology annotation, biological process: pentose-phosphate shunt, oxidative branch; pentose-phosphate shunt. Lineage: Eukaryota; Viridiplantae; Streptophyta; Magnoliopsida; Asparagales; Asparagaceae. The coding region runs from base 145 to 1593 and encodes 482 amino acids. The transcript is spliced from 2 exons. The record is from RefSeq and is a predicted model, not a curated record. Gene Ontology annotation, molecular function: phosphogluconate dehydrogenase (decarboxylating) activity; NADP binding. Gene Ontology annotation, cellular component: cytosol.